Molecule: messenger RNA, 1693 nt
Organism: Hypomesus transpacificus
Lineage: Eukaryota; Metazoa; Chordata; Actinopteri; Osmeriformes; Osmeridae
Exons: 3
Coding region: 722-1027 (101 amino acids)
Biological process (GO): vesicle fusion; exocytosis; SNARE complex assembly
Cellular component (GO): plasma membrane; SNARE complex
Molecular function (GO): SNAP receptor activity; syntaxin binding
Source: RefSeq, a predicted model, not a curated record
GGGCUGCAGGCGGCUGCAGACGACACCGGCGCUGCAUGAAGUCGAACGCACCUAAUGUCAACCGCCUCUUACUGAUACUGUACCGGUGCGAUGCUCAUGAGACUAAGCGAGCCACUUCCCCUUUGUAUUGUCUUUUAGAUACGCAGCAUGUUUACAAACAGCCCUCUGAUUACGAGAGUGGCCUUUGCACAGCCCAAUGAGUUCAAUGCUGACCUGCAUCAUGUGCUAGGACAGCUGAUGGUUCGUUCCCCAGACAGAGAAGUAGAACUGACAGAGAGCAUACUUUCAGUCAAAGCAUGUUUUUUUUCUUCUUUGCUGGCUAAGCAGGCUACCACAAUGCAGUUCAUUAUUCUCUUAUCUCUUAUUCUCUCUAUAUUCGAUAACUCAGGGCACAAGCCAGACAUUUCUAAAUAACAAACACGACAGAUUUGUUAGCAAAUUGUGUCCAUUCUACUAAGUCUAGUUCUAUGUUAGAUGACAGAUUGUUUUGGCCAAUGGCAAACUUUCCAUGCAGUAUCAGUUAGUUAAUGUGUAACUAGACAGGGAGGGGCGGUCAGACACCUGUACCUGUCUACUUUUGAACAGCAUAUUGACGCUAGAGCAAUACUGUUCUGUACUGUUAGUGAGUAUACUAGUGAGAUCAUACAAUAUGCUUUAGUAAAACAUUGGCUUAAACUGGAGUAUUUCUGUGCGUUGAGGUAGAGGGGGGAACUUUGCAGUCAUGGCGGACGCUAGCGCUCAACCGUCAGCCCCAGCGAAGCUUGAUCAAGUGCAGGGCCAAGUCAACGAGGUCAAAGUUAUUCUCAAAGACAACAUCAACAAAGUGCUGGAAAGGGGAGAGAAGUUAGAUGACUUAAUUGACAAAACAGACGACCUUCGAUCAUCUGCUGACACUUUCCAACGGACAUCCACAAGGGUUGCCCGGAAAUACUGGUGGAAGAAUACAAAGAUAAUGAUCAUCAUCGGAGUGGUAGUGGUGAUUGCCGUCAUCCUCAUCAUCCUAUUUGCCACUGGUGUAAUUAAGUAAACCUGGAUUCAGAAGUCCAAAACGGGUUCAACCUGUUAGGCAGCAUGGGGAUGUUUCAGUACGUCAUGUAAAUAAGCAAUAGUCAAAUUACCUUGUUCUUUUUAAAGAUGUGUGACAUGACAUGUUCAGUCUGUGGUCAUGUAAUGAUACAUUUCAUAAUUUAAAGCUGUGUGCAUUCUUUAAAUUUUAUGUUUUAUUUUGUAUAACUUUGUAAAACCAUCCCUUUGUACACCGCUAUGCUAAUCUGUCACUAUUCUAAUGCACUAGUGUUCAGUGGAAUACAUUUGCAGGACUCAAAAGGGUAGAGGAGUCGUUGAUCAAGACUCAAUUCAAGGAUCCAGAGACACAUUCCAAGACCUCUUCAGUGAAUUUUAUAGUUUUAUUGUUUUGAAUGCUUUGCAGGAUGUCUGGCAUGGUGUGUAUACUUUAUCCCAUAGCAUAUCAAAAUAUAACUAAUAAGAGAGGAAUAAUCUAUAUAUGCAUUUCUGUAUAACUUUCUUUCAAUUUGUUAUUUUUUAAAUAAUUAGUCAUUAAUACAAUUAUAAUAAUACCAAUAUAAAAUGUCUAUGAUAAUGACCAAACCGAUCUUGGGUUCACUUGAGCACUUGACAAAAAGGACACAAAGAACAUCUGAAUCAUUGAAUAAUGAAUCAAUCCUCAAAUACA